Messenger RNA from Schizophyllum commune H4-8, 605 nucleotides. RefSeq lists its product as uncharacterized. The record is from RefSeq and is a predicted model, not a curated record. NCBI's taxonomy places the organism in Eukaryota, Fungi, Basidiomycota, Agaricomycetes, Agaricales, Schizophyllaceae. The annotation marks the transcript as partial. The transcript has 4 exons.
UUGCGCGCUCAUUGCUCAGCAGCGUCGGGAGGCUUUGACGACAUUCCUGAGCUCCCUGUAGAGCGCAGCCUCUUCGACAAGCUCAAGGCGCGCAUCCAGCUCGCAAAGCAGAUCGAUACGGCGCAGCACCGCGUGAAGAAGGAGAAGCACGAGCGGAAGUGGAUGCGCGAGGCCGCGGACGCGAUGGAGGUCGAGCUCGACUCGGACUUCAUCGACUCGGAGAGCGAAGCGCCGAGCAAGCGGCAGAAGAAGGCGUCAAACACGAAGGCGGCGGCGCUCAAGGCACAGCUGACAGAGCUGCUAGCGCAGCCACUGAUCGCUCUUGGCGUGUCGACGAAGUAUAUCACUUCGGGGAGUCGGCUCAUUGUUGACGAUUUGUAGGCGGGAGAGAGCAAUGACUCACUCAUCGGGUUGAAGAAGUCGGAAGCGCGCAAUGACCUUGUUCAUCCCAAGAAGAAAAGAAAGCAGCCGUCAAUGGUAUGAUUAGGUAGUAUGGUGGGACGAAUAUGCACUUUUAUUUACUGAACAAGUAUGGGCUCUCAUCUACGCGCGCAGACCUGGUACUCGAAAUUACUCAGCAUGAGCAAGGCAUGCAUGCUUUUUAG